Molecule: messenger RNA, 2315 nt
Organism: Oryzias latipes (Japanese medaka)
Lineage: Eukaryota; Metazoa; Chordata; Actinopteri; Beloniformes; Adrianichthyidae
Gene: sost
Product: sclerostin
Biological process (GO): ossification; negative regulation of Wnt signaling pathway; negative regulation of BMP signaling pathway
Molecular function (GO): BMP binding
Source: RefSeq, a predicted model, not a curated record
AACUCUCGUUUCCACUCCUCUCACCUCCUCUUUUCAUCUUCUCUGACCUUCAUGGUCUCAUUCCUUCACUCUUUUUCAUGUCUACCUUCCUCUCUCCCCCCAUUCACAAUGAAUCCCUCAUCCAGGUUCGACUCCUCCCACUCCGUGUCAGCGCGUAAUUGUGCGCUCUGACCGCAAAGUUGGCUUUAAAUAGCGCGUCUCGCUUUGGAGAAGGACUCCUCCGUUCCUGCGCGUUCCUGUAUUUUUGCUUUUAUUUAUUUACAUUUUUCCCGUCUGCAUUUUCUGUAAAAAUUUACUCCUGUGUUGAGGUCCAUCUGUGCCCCGACAAGCAUGCAGGUGUUCGCGGCGCUGCUGCUCUGCAGCUCGGCGCUGCUGCUGCUGCAGGGAUGCUGCGCAGCCGCCAAGGGAUGGCGGGGAAUCAGGAAUGAUGCUACCGAGCUUUUACCGGACUAUGGGCAAAACACGGGCGCGCCGCACGAGGCCAUUCUGCACGCAGCCAACAAGAACAACAACAACAGUAACAACACUUUGAAUAACAGGGCGAAAAACGGUGGAAGGACUGCAAACACAGUUUCAUAUAGUGCUUCAGAGCUGAGCUGCAGGGAGCUGCGCUCCACCCGCUACAUUACCGACGGAUCCUGCCGCAGCGCCAAGCCUGUCAAGGAGCUGGUGUGCUCGGGUCAGUGCCUUCCCGCUUACCUCAUGCCGAACUCAAUCAUCCGUGGAAAGUGGUGGAGGAGCAGCGCUUCAGAUUACCGCUGUGUCCCGGCGCACUCCCGCGCACGGAGGGUCCAGCUGCAGUGUCCCAACGGCAACACUCGGACUUACAAAAUCCGGGUGGUGACCUCCUGUAAGUGCAAGCGCUUCAGGCCUCACCACAACCAAUCGGAAGCCAAGGAGCUGCCAAAGACGCAACGCAACAAGAAGCCCGGCCGCUUGGCUAAAGAUCGGAGCAAGAAUAGUACUCCACUCACGGGAAACUCGUACUGAACUGAGCAGAGACCAAAGAACUCCGACACACGUCACCCACGAUAAAUCUCCUUUUCACAAGGAGGGGUGAAAGAGAAAACUGAAAAGUUAAAUAAAAGCUAAUUUUAAGGCUGAUUGAAACAAAUCAGUCCAUAACUCUCCAUCACAUGUAUUUUGCAUGCCACCAAGGGGUUUUCUCUGUAGUAACUGGUCAUAAGUUUUAUCCAACCUAAACCUCAGCUGGCACGGGCUGUGUCUUUAAGUCAAACAGAUACAACUUAAAAAAAAAUUAUCCUAAAGCUUUAACCACCCCCAUCUGUGAAAAUCCAGCAGAUGCAGAAGCAACACUCGCUUUAUCUAAAGCUGAGAAGCUUUGUCUUUGCAUCGUAGCAAUUGAAAUCCAGCUCUUUGAGGUGGAGUGUGCAUUUGUUCUGGGGGCUCCAAUGUUGGUUUGGAAAGGAACCAUCUCCAGACAGUUUUAGCCAAAGAGGGCGAUCCUGGUGUAGAAUCAGUGUCAGGUACAGUAGCACUUCUCUGGUAACUAAAGGCAGGGAGUCGGGGAGACUGUAGAUGGAGAGCAAAUUUAGCACCACAGGGGCAGUGGGCUUUCCUGUGAAUCCCCUAAAUUUGCCAAUUCCUGUGUUUGAUUCAAGACAUUUCUUCCAGACACGGCCGGUUUAGUGGAGAAAUGCAUAAAUGGUGUAGGAGGUUGUUAUCUUGGUAGCAGGAGGCUCUUCGUUGUGCCCACACUGGAUUUCUCUUGCAGUGCAACCAGUGAUAACAGCCUUUCGCGCCUAUGUCCAUCUGUGGUGUUACUCUGCUGCAUUGUACGCCUGCACUACAUGUAGAUAACCAAAACGUAAAAAAAAAAAAAUCCAACCAGCCAUUCAGCUCUUCUACAGAUCUUAGAACCAGAAACACAGACAAAAAGGCGUUCAACCAGACCGACAAGUGUGCAGAACAUAAGAAACAUUUCUGUGUUUUGCCAGCUUUGUUUCUGCUCAUAUUGCUUUCUGAUUUCAGUUGUCAAAUCCCGCUGGCAAAUGCCUUUUUUAAAAACUCUAUAUUUGGAGGAGCAACUGGAAAGCUGUGAGAUGCAUGCGCCGUGCUGCAUGAACCUCCUUUUUAAAGGUGGAGGGAGGGACAGCCGCUUUUCUAAAGACACAGAGAGGGACUGUUAUAGAGACUCAUAUGCAUAUUUAUUUUUUAUUUCCACAUUUAAAUUAUUUAUGCAACUUUUUGUAGUAAAUGAUAGCCAUAAUUGCCAUAUAUUGUGUUGGAAACUUUGAAAGUAAAAAAGAAAUGUACAGAACAUGAAUAAAAUAAGGAAUCAUAUAUUUGAAAGU